Molecule: messenger RNA, 453 nt
Organism: Mytilinidion resinicola
Lineage: Eukaryota; Fungi; Ascomycota; Dothideomycetes; Mytilinidiales; Mytilinidiaceae
Exons: 1
Coding region: 96-356 (86 amino acids)
Source: RefSeq, a predicted model, not a curated record
GUAACUGUAUAUCGGAUUGGUGUAGAUAACGUCAAACUCAGUGGUAGAUAGCGCCAUCAGGAGGCCUGCCCCUGUAGAAUGCAUGAGCACAAGCAAUGUCAAUGUUGCGUAUCUUCAAACUGACUAGGUCUCGGAACCGUCCACUGAUAGUGAAGUUGACGCCGUCAGGGGUUCUUCAUGAACAAGAUUCAGAAAGACACACGGUUUUAAGUUUCCUCGACAGCAUGUUGGCUACAUGUAGCUCUACUUUAGCCCACCGAGUUGAACCAGGACCUGUAGGAAACAGGACGGUAUUAAGGCGUGGAUUCCAGUUUCCGAGCUGGUUGCCAGUUUCCGAGCUGGUUGCAGCUGGAUGAGAAGGGCUGGUCGAGAUCUCCUAGGCUAUUGAGCUGUACAAAUUGCUCAAUGUUCUAAGCCAGGAAUCGAAAUUUGAAACUGUGGCGAUGCAAGAUC